Messenger RNA from Daucus carota subsp. sativus, 2405 nucleotides. RefSeq lists its product as uncharacterized. Gene Ontology annotation, molecular function: protein serine/threonine kinase activity; ATP binding. NCBI's taxonomy places the organism in Eukaryota, Viridiplantae, Streptophyta, Magnoliopsida, Apiales, Apiaceae. The transcript has 14 exons. The record is from RefSeq and is a predicted model, not a curated record. The coding region runs from base 274 to 1944 and encodes 556 amino acids. Gene Ontology annotation, biological process: intracellular signal transduction; peptidyl-serine phosphorylation.
GGCAACCAAUAUAGCCAAUACCAUUGAAGCAAAAUGUCUUACAUGUUCAGAGCCAACGAUUAUAGCCAAUGCCGUUGGAGAUGCUCUUAAAGAGAUACAUCACACACACAGGGAUCCAAAUAGUUGUAUCUAUCUCUCUCCGACACGCCCAUUUUCUUCGCGAGUUGAAUUUUUGUUGGACUAUUCUGGUUGUGAAGGACAGUACUAAAUGAAUACUAUAUGUUGACAAAUAGUUGGUAGUUGUUGAAGAGUAUCUGUGACAGCGGAAACAAAAUGGAUUCAGCCAGGGGUUGGCUUCAGAAGCUUCAGCCACGAGAUCGGGGAAAGUCUUCAGCCAAGAAGAAGGGAUCUGAGGUAUCUGACGAUGAUGAGACCAAAGAAACAAAACCACUUACAGAUGAAGAGGCGUCGAAUGUUACAAAACAAAGGGUUGCAGCUGCAAAGCAAUAUAUUGAGAAUCAUUAUAAGGAACAGAUGAAGAAUUUGCACGAGAGGAAGGAACGACGUACUUUACUGGAGCAGAAGUUGGCUGAUGCUGAUGUCUCGGAGGAAGACCAAAAUAACCUAUUAAAGUUCUUAGAGAAGAAGGAAACUGAAUAUAUGCGUCUUCAGAGACACAAAAUGGGAGCUGACGACUUUGAAUUACUCACAAUGAUCGGAAAGGGCGCUUUUGGUGAGGUUCGAGUCUGUAGGGAAAAGGCAACAGGUCACGUCUAUGCAAUGAAAAAGCUUAAGAAAUCUGAAAUGCUUCGUCGGGGCCAGGUCGAGCAUUGUAAAGCUGAAAGGAAUCUGCUAGCAGAGGUGGACAGCAAUUGCAUUGUGAAACUUUAUUGCUCUUUCCAAGAUAGUGAUUAUCUAUACCUUAUCAUGGAAUAUUUGCCUGGCGGAGAUAUGAUGACACUACUUAUGAGAAAGGAUACCUUGACUGAAGAAGAAGCCAGAUUUUACAUUGGUGAAACAGUUUUGGCCAUUGAGUCAAUUCACAGACAUAAUUAUAUUCAUAGAGAUAUUAAGCCUGACAACUUGCUACUUGAUAAACAUGGUCAUCUGAGAUUAUCAGAUUUUGGACUUUGUAAACCUCUAGAUUGCAGUACUAUAGAAGAGAAGGACCUAUCUUCAGCAGAUAGUCCAACUGGCAGCUCAAAAAAUAAUGUACGGUCUCCACCUCCAAAACGAACACAAAAGGAGCAACUACAACACUGGCAGAAAAAUAGGCGAACUCUUGCAUAUUCAACUGUUGGUACACCAGAUUAUAUUGCUCCUGAAGUUCUUCUGAAGAAAGGAUACUCGCUAGAAUGUGAUUGGUGGUCACUUGGUGCUAUUAUGUUUGAAAUGCUCGUGGGUUACCCACCUUUCUAUUCUGACGAUCCUAUGACAACUUGUAGAAAGAUAGUCAACUGGAAAACACACCUGAAAUUUCCUGAAGAAGCACAAUUGUCUUCAGAAGCAAAAGACCUUAUCAGCAAACUACUUUGUAAUGUAAAUCAAAGGCUGGGUUCGAAAGGUGCAGAUGAAAUUAAGGUACAUUCUUGGUUCAAAGGUGUUGAUUGGGAUAGGUUAUAUGAUAUAGAAGCUGCUUUCAUUCCUGAGGUCACUGAUGAAUUGGAUACCCAGAACUUUGAAAAGUUUGAUGAGUCUGAACACCAAGCCGAGGCUUCAGCAAGAUCUGGUCCGUGGAGAAAGAUGCUUUCGUCGAAGGAUGUUAACUUUGUAGGUUACACUUACAAGAACUUCGAGAUCAUUAAUGACUAUCAAGUUCCUGGAAUGGCCGAGUUGAAGAAAAAAAACACCAAACCAAAAAGACCGACUAUCAAAUCACUCUUUGAGGACGAGUCUGAAACAUCCGAUACAAGUGAAGAACGCAAACCUCAAGGAGGAAGCUUUCUGAAUCUCUUGCCACCUGAAUUAGAAGUCUCUGACAAGCAGAGUAGCAAGUCUGCCUAACCCGCUGAUCUAUGUCUAACAAUCAACGUCUGAUGGCCAGGUAUCCCGGCCCCAUUAUUGAAGUGGAAAUUUCAGCUUCUGGCAUUGAUUUAUUAUGGUGCAAGGUAUCAUAGGGAGUCGAGACAUGUUUGUAGUUUAGUGUCAUAUAUUCCAAGAUUGGUGCUGCAUCAUGAAGCUCAAGAUCAGCAGCACCAUUUUCCUCACGAAAAUCUCCAUACUUCGUCUCCUUGCGUUGGCCAAACUCCAUAGAUAGGUGGAAACUUGGGAGGCAACCCCACUAACUUAUUUCUUACUUAUAAAAAUGCCUGGUAGAUGAUGGAAAAUGCCAUUUAUAGAGUCUAAGUCAUGCCUUGUCCGGCACUUAUGCAAGAGAACGUUGUAAAAUUCUUUACUUGGCAAAACUAAUUAUAAGUAUAAUUUAUAAUAGUAAUGACAUUCUUGAUUCAUCUCUCUGUCUCGAG